AUGCAUCUUUUUGUGGUGUGUCUCAUCAGUGUCUGGGGUCUGGCUGCCCCUGAGCACUACGUCGUGGAAGACGUCUGCACUGCAAAGCCACGUGACAUCCCGGUGAAUCCCAUCUGCAUCUAUCGCAACCCUGAGAAGAAGCCCCAGGAGGGCGAGGGGCAAGAGCCAGGGAAGGGCAAGCUCCCGGAGUCUACUAACCCCCGGGUCUGGGAGCUGUCGAAGGCCAACUCACGCUUUGCUGUUGUCUUCUACAAGUACCUGGCUGACUCCAAGGACAAUAGGGAAAACAUCUUCAUGUCACCCCUCAGCAUUUCUACAGCCUUCGCCAUGACCAAGCUCGGAGCUUGUGGUAGCACCCUCCAGCAGCUCAUGGAGGUCUUUCGAUUUGACACCAUUUCGGAGAAGACAUCUGAUCAGAUCCACUUCUUCUUUGCCAAGCUGAACUGCCGGCUUUACAAGAAAGCCAACAAAUCCUCAGAGCUGGUAUCAGCCAACCGCCUCUUCGGGGAGAAAUCUUUGGUCUUUAAUGAGACUUACCAGAACAUUAGUGAAAUAGUUUAUGGAGCGAAACUCUGGCCCUUGAACUUCAAAGAGAAACCAGAACUUUCCAGGAAGAUCAUUAAUGAGUGGGUGGCUAAUAAGACAGAGAAGCGCAUUACAGAAGUGAUCCCAGAAAGAGGAAUCGAUGAUCUCACUGUCUUGGUCCUGGUCAACACCAUUUAUUUUAAGGGGCACUGGAAAUCGCAGUUCCCAGCUCCAAACACAAAACUGGAUUUAUUUCAUAAAGCCAAUGGUGAGACCUGCAAAGUCCCAACUAUGUACCAAGAGUCCAAAUUCCAUUAUGCGUCCAUCCCCCAGGACAAAGUCCAGGUGCUGGAGCUGCCAUACAAAGGGGACGAUAUCACGAUGGUGCUGGUCCUGCCCAAUGCUGGGAUGUCAUUGGUGGAGGUGGAGCGAGACCUGACAUCGGAGAAGCUGCAGGACUGGAUAGACUCCAUGACGGAGGUCUCUCUCUUCGUCUACCUCCCUCGCUUCCGCGUCGAGGACAGCUUCAGUGUCAAGGAAAAGCUGAGAAAAAUGGGGCUAGAAGAUCUCUUCAGUCCAGAAAAUGCCAGACUUCCAGGUAUCAUUGCAGAGGGCCGUACAGACCUGUACGUAUCUGAGGCUUUCCACAAAGCCUUCCUUGAGGUGAAUGAAGAAGGCAGCGAGGCAUCAGCUGCUACAGCUGUCACCGUCUCCGGCCGUUCCUUCCCCAUGAACAGAAUAAUCUUCAAUGCCAACAGGCCCUUCCUGCUUUUCAUCCGGGAAGCCGCCCUCAACACCAUUAUCUUCAUGGGCAGAAUAGCUGAUCCUUGCUCCUAAAGGGGCUGUCAGGGCCUCGCUUCUCCCUUCUCUGCCUCCGGAGAAGGGGCAAUAGGGUAUUGCCACAAAGCCCGGGCUGCUCCUGGGGUGGUUGGUCUUACUGUUUGGUGCAAGCUGCAGGGAGGGACUGUAUCCAGCUGGGCUGUUACCGCUCCUCCUUGCUGCGUCAGGUGAGGGGGCUCGGAGGGCACCUCACCUCCUCCAUCCUUCAUUCAAAGGGAAGUGGAAUUUUUUCCGGCACCGGUAUUUUUGUGGCACCCAAAACUUGAGUCCAGCAUUGCUGUCGUUCUUAUAUCCAACCCUCCUCCCUUUCAGGCCUCAAACUGUAACUCUGAUUCCCCUGGUACAUUAAAAACCUAUAGAUCUGUAUGUAA
Messenger RNA from Fulmarus glacialis (Northern fulmar), 1736 nucleotides. It is a transcript of the gene SERPINC1, whose product is annotated as serpin peptidase inhibitor, clade C (antithrombin), member 1. Gene Ontology annotation, molecular function: serine-type endopeptidase inhibitor activity. The record is from RefSeq and is a predicted model, not a curated record. The coding region runs from base 1 to 1362 and encodes 453 amino acids. Gene Ontology annotation, biological process: regulation of blood coagulation. The transcript is spliced from 6 exons. Lineage: Eukaryota; Metazoa; Chordata; Aves; Procellariiformes; Procellariidae.